Molecule: messenger RNA, 1095 nt
Organism: Salvia miltiorrhiza (redroot sage)
Lineage: Eukaryota; Viridiplantae; Streptophyta; Magnoliopsida; Lamiales; Lamiaceae
Exons: 2
Coding region: 1-1095 (364 amino acids)
Source: RefSeq, a predicted model, not a curated record
AUGCAGCAGCAAUUGGCUUCAAUCAUGUGGGACGUACAACAGCUGAAGAUGGGAAAGGUGGACACACCUCCCGUCCCGGUGCAGAAUUCAGCUCUGCAGCAUGCAGCGCUGCCGAUGCCAGCUCUGCAGAAUGCAGCGCUGCCAAAUUCAGCCCUGCAGAAUGUUGAGCCUUGUGGUAUAUGUGGAGAUUUCAGCCAUGGAGCUAAUGAGUGUCACAGAAUGGGCGAGUUUACUCCGGAGGGUCAAGCUGAGAUCUAUGCGGCACAAGGAUUUCAAAACUACAAUCAAGUGCAGAGCAGACCGUACGGGCAGAAUUUUAAUCAAGCUCAACAAAAUGUCAAUGGUGGAUGGAGAGCUCCGCAGCAGAGUGCACAGCCCAUGCCACCACAGAAAACGUCGCUAGAAGAUACUUUGCAAGCUCUCAUGGAGAUUAGUAAACAAAAUAUGGAGAUGACUAAGAAGAAUAUAGAGUCCCAAGCAUCUACCAUAAAAAGGCUUGAAACAACUGUUGGCCAACUUUUCGGUACUUUGAAUCAAAUCCAACAACAGCAGCCCGGAAAAUUCCAUGGCCAGCCCUUGCAAACUCACCAAGCUCAAGUUGUCACUGUUCUGCGCAGUGGUAAGAUGGUGGAUAACAAAGUGGAAGUGCCAGCGCUGCCCAGGCCAGCCCUGCCGAAUUCAGUGCUGCCAGCUCUGCCGAAUCCUGCUCUGCCGAAUUCAGCUAUGCAGACUCCAGCCACGUCAGCUAUGGCAAAUCCAGCACUGCAGAACUCAGCUAUGCAGUAUUCAGCUAUGUCAAAUCCAGCAAUGCAGAACUCAGCUAUGCAGUAUCCAGCUCUGCCGAAUCCAGCUCUGGACAGGAGGAGGGAGCCGAGCCCAACGUUGCCGAAUCCAGCUCUGCAGAAUUUAGCACUGCCAGACCCAGCUAUGCAGACUUCAGCUCUGCCACAUCCCGUUACACAAACUCCAGCUCUGCCGACUUCCGUUAUGCCAAAUCCAGCCUUGACAAAUCCAGCCUUGACAAACCCAGCUUUGCAACAAUCAGCUAUGCAGAAUCCUGCUCUGCGAGCUCAACCCUGCCGAGUCCAGCCCUGA